CGUUCGUUGCCGGAUCCCCCACUUCGAUCUGUUGAGUCAACUUUUUCCCAACAAUUGUUCACUUCUUAUUCACAAAAACUCAAGAACACGCUAUUAAUUUGUUGAUCGGCUAUCGUUUAACACUUGAUUGUACGAAAGGAAUAUAGGAAUCUCCGAAUAUAGCUGGAAUAUGAUUUGCGCGAGUUGAGAUUGCGCUUGGCUUGUGCAAACUGUGUGUGUGGGAAUUCAACGUAAAUUCAAGAUGGCGAUGCACAGCAGAAAGUGAUUUUUUUAGUCGGUGUCUCUUUUCGCUCCGUCUGGAAUGUCAUUAAAAGCUGAAAAUAUGCAGCCACCGCCAAGAAAGGUGAAACUUGGCCAAGAACUGCGAGUCACACACACUGAACAACUUUCUAAUUUACAUGCCAAACAUCAACAGGAGUCUGACUUAUUGGAAGAAAUAAGGGAUUUCUGUAAACAAAGAGCAGCAAUCGAAAAAACUUAUGCACAGUCUCUUCAGAAACUUGCUACACAAUUUCAGCAGAAGCGAGAUUUCCCAGGACCGAUUGAGGACCAGUCAGGAAAUGCACAACAAAGAUUGGCUCUACAUGUAUGGAAAGCCAUUUUGGACGAGACAGAGAAGAUUUCCAAGGCACGUACAACCGCCUCCGAGACCCUCAACUCCCAGGUUACCGAUGUCAUUAAAACGCAGAAGAAUACACGAGCACAGACACUCAAAAAGUGUGAUGAACUGUUUGGAAACUGUCAAGAGGAGAUACAAUCAUCCAUUAGAGAUCUGACCAAGGCUAAGAAGAAUUAUGUAGAGUCAGAGACAGACGCUCAAGAGGCCAGAGACAAAGCCUUAGAAGCCGAGAACAAAGUAAAGAAAGGUUCACUCAAGCUCUUCCAGACCAAGUCUGCCCUGGAGAGGCAGUGUUCUAAGCUAUGUAUAAGACGUGAUACAUGUGAUAGACGAUCGGCUCACAUGCGCAAUGAGUACCUUCUCUCAAUUACCACAGCCAACUCCCACCAGCAGAGAUACUUUUCCACUGAUCUUCCAUAUUUCAUGACCAUGUUAGAUGGCAAUUUCUACGAUAGAUUGAGGGAUUUUUACUCAAUCUUCACCACAACAGAGAUUGAGCUUGGGACGUAUGCCAGGGCUUGCUUUGAGAGAGUACAGAGAGAGGCAGAACUG
Molecule: messenger RNA, 1171 nt
Organism: Asterias rubens (European starfish)
Lineage: Eukaryota; Metazoa; Echinodermata; Asteroidea; Forcipulatida; Asteriidae
Product: F-BAR and double SH3 domains protein 2-like
Biological process (GO): neuromuscular synaptic transmission; regulation of actin filament polymerization
Cellular component (GO): recycling endosome; neuromuscular junction
Source: RefSeq, a predicted model, not a curated record